Zea mays is the source of this 4863-nucleotide messenger RNA. RefSeq names its product RING/U-box superfamily protein. Gene Ontology annotation, molecular function: zinc ion binding. The transcript is spliced from 10 exons. NCBI's taxonomy places the organism in Eukaryota, Viridiplantae, Streptophyta, Magnoliopsida, Poales, Poaceae. The record is from RefSeq and is a predicted model, not a curated record. Bases 2912 to 4363 code for a protein of 483 amino acids.
GUCUCAGUCGCUGGCGCAUAGGACCUACUGGCCAGGUUAUCUCCCACAGCGCGCGGCGUCGGACUCGGAACCGGGAACUCCGUUGCUCGCGCGGAUCUCGCCAAGCUAUUGCCCGGGGCCAUCUGGUCCUCUGGCUGGGCAUAUAAAUGCCGAUGCCCCACGCCCCUGACGCACUUGAAUGCACCUGGGUGGUGGGCGCCAUUGUCGACAUUGGUGGAGGGCUAUCUGCCGUCGCUGGCAAUUUGGUUCUACGCCGUCAUUCUGGUCCCGACAGGUGGUGUGGGAGCUUCGUGUGUGCUCGCGCAUGGUGUGCAUCGUCGUAUUGAUCCGAGACCUUCAUCGGGUGAGGGUGAAUUGCUCGUUGUCGACUGGGUUUCGCCGCGGAUUGUCUGGUUCCGUGGCCGGGGGGGGGUCUUCGGCGCCACUACCGCGGUGAGAUCACGAGAAUCUGAAGAUCAUCCUGGUACCUGGAAUCUUGAGUCUCAGGCAAGUUAUGCCCUUGACCACUCCUUUUUACCUAAUAAUGUUCACUAUUAAUCACUGUGACAUGUUCAAGUUAAUUUGAUGGGACCUAAUAGGUUUCCCUAGCAUUGUUUAUCCCCUACCUUGCAAACAGAUGAAUUAUUGGGUAGUUUUGCUAUUUAUCUAUCUGGUUUUGGAAACUAAUGUUUCAUUAUGAUCAUGUUCCAAUUAUGUUGUUGUUUAAUUAUUUUUCAUGAUAAGAUUAUAUUGUUAAUUGGAACAUGGGGAACCACCCGGGAAAAUAGUGCUACCACAAGGGUGGUAUGGGACGCCCUUGGCUGACUAAUUAGGAAAGUUAGUGGAGGACUACCUUACCCGAAAGGGGCAAGGGCAGUAGGGGAGUGGUUAGUGUAGGGAGAUCCUCGGGUUGAUUUUGCUGCGAUGGCGGUCAGACGAGGGAUCCCUGUAUUAGGACUUCCUAGAAACUGUAGCAGGUUUUCUGAAGCUAGUGGAACUUUGUAAAGGCCUCGUAGUGUUACCCUUCCUCGCUUCCUUGGUAGAGGUGUAUGGGAUUCAUGACCCCUUGACAGAUGUGUAACAUGACUUGUGGGUAAAGAUGUGCAACCUCUGAAGAGUGUAAAACUGGUAUAUUAGCCGUGCUCACGGUCAUGAGCGGCUCGGACCCUCACAUGAUUAAUUUAUGGAACCAAACUUAAUUUGUCAUAUGCAUUGCAUCGCGGGUGUUGUUACCAAUUUUGAUCUAUUACUUAUUUGGGUUGGUAUCUACUUACACUUAGUAACUGCUAAUAAAUUUUUGACCAACUUUAAAAGCAAUACUCAGCUUUAGCCAUCCUCUUUGGUAAGCCUUACACUUCACAUGAGCUCCCACCUUUGGCGAGUUCAUGCACAUUAUUCCCCACAACUUGUUGAGCGAUGAACGUAUGUGAGCUCACCCUUGCUGUCUCACACUCCCACAGGUCAAGAACAGGUACCACAGGAUGAUGCGUAUGGAGGAUGCUAUGAUGAGUUCGUGAGAGGUCUAGGCCGCCGUCUCCCAGUCAACUUUGGGUUGCCGGAUCGCUGUCUUUAUAUGAUAUAAUUAUUUAACUAUUUUGUACAGGACUCUAUUAUAUAUAAAUGAUGUGACAUUCGUUUCUGUACCAUGAUUUAUCAUAUGUGUGAGACUUGGUCCCAACACACUUGGUGAUUAUGUUCACGCCCGGAUCUUAGUGCCCCCGAAAUCCGGGUGUGACACAGGUGUUGUAUAAGAGAGGAGGCUACAAUGAACGUUGGUUCAUAUGCCAACCUUCUUUGUUUAUAUAUGCAGUAUGUAAGGAAUCACAACCAUAAGAUUGUUGCACCCCGAUAAAAGUGCGAGAUAGUGUCCGACUCAGUCUCUUGACCGACUCGAACGAGCUCAACCCCAACAACAUUAUGUUUCCUCCUUUUAAAAUAUAGGCCAUUUAUAUUUUCAAAGUUAUUUUUUAAAACCUUAACCAAAUUUAUAUGAAAAUAUACCAACAUCAAUAACAUGUUAGUUCUGUAAGACCCGUUGACUUACUUCUUAAUAGUGCAUUAGUCUACAAUGUAUAUGUUAAAAAUAUUGCUCAAAGUUAGAAAAAACUCGAUUUCAACCAAUCUAAAGAAAUCUAGUAAUGGUGGAAUGGAAGAUGAAGGCAAAGUUUGAAUCGUUUUCAAAACGAGUGGUAUUUGGGGUGAAUGUCUAGUCUCAUAGUCCAGGAAAAAAUGGAGGUAAAAGAAGAGUUCAAACUGGACUAAGGUGGUCUUCCACCAAAUAUUUUUCCCUUUAGAUAUCCCUCCAAAUAUCUAACCAUUCCUUCACCUCUAGAGGACUACUCACUUUGUUCUACAAUAGUUAUUGCUAUAAUAUUUAUAUAGGUCCAAAUUUUCUAAAUUUGACUAGAUUUAUAAAAAAAACUAUUAGCAACAUUUAUAUCUCUAUAUAAAUUUAUACACAAAAUUUAAAGAUCUAUCUAAUAAUACUAACUAUGCACUAUAAAUAAAUAUUGAUAUGUGCACGUGUGUGUAUAUAUAUGUAUAUAAGUCCAUGCAUUACUACAGUUUUUGUAUAUUAUAUAAGUUGUCUUAACAAUCAAAGUUCAAUUCUUAUUUGUGUAUAAUUUUAUUCCAUUUUUUAUUAAGCAGGAAGAAAAAUGGUGACGCGGGACGGCCAUGAAACCGAUGCUUUAUAUAAUAGAGAUGGUUAAAAUUUAAAAUAAUUGAUUUUUCGAAAAUCUGCAAUAUCAACUGUUUUAAGACGGAGGGUGUAAAUAGGAUAAAGUAUGGACCCGGGCAACAAACUGGCCUUUGCAAAAGCGCCCUUCAGCUCCCGGACCGCUUCCCCUGAGCUGCUGCCCAAGAACUUCGACACCACUUGCCCACCCUCCCUGGAUUCUUGCGGCUCUUCCUCGAGCUCAUCGAAUCCUUCAUGGAGAGCGCCGAGGGACCGUCCCCGUACUCCGGUGAUCGAGCGGCACCGGUUCAGGAUGGCAAUGGCCAAACUACACCUGGGCAUAAUUCGCGAAGGCCAAACCUUUCUUUGCAAAUACCAGCUAGGACCUUGGAUACCAAUAUACCUUCAUCGACAAGAGUUACUAUAUCCUGCAGCCCCAGUUCAACGAGAGUGGGUUUGCCACCGAGACCUAAUUCGACGAGAACAAAAUCAUCUAUCAAGAACAUGAAUCCUCAGCACAGUUUCAGAGCAAGGAGUUCAGCCCAGGAAGGUGAUCGAGUGGUCCUUCUAAAUCCUGGGACGUCAUCUGAAGGGCAGCAGGAUAAUCCAAGCACAGCAAGAUCAUUUUCUUUUAGAAAGGUCAUUAACUCAUUAUCGGCAAAAAGGACCCAUUCUCUUCCAGUAACGCCUGUAGGAACUACUGACAAGGCUGCAUCUCCUCCAAAUCAAUUAGAUACCCUGCCAACUACAACUCAGAAUGAAGGAGUUGAAGCAAAAAUUAGGCGCUCACUUUCAGUACCUGGAAAUCGCAAAAACAGAAGUUUGAGGAGGGCAGAUUCAUUAGGUGUCAUCCGUGUGAUUCCAACAACCCCAAGACCUGUCCCAGUCGAAGCAACCACAUCAAGCGAUAUAAUUGAAGAAACAAUCGAUGUCCCUGAAGAUGGAGGCGAAGAUAUUCCUGAAGAAGAGGCAGUCUGCAGAAUUUGUUUUGUUGAACUCAACGAAGGAGGUGAAACACUUAAAAUGGAGUGCAGCUGCAAAGGAGAACUUGCACUUGCACACCAAGACUGUGCUGUCAAAUGGUUUAGCAUCAAGGGAAACAAGAUAUGUGAUGUCUGUAAACAAGAAGUUCAGAAUCUGCCAGUGAUGUUACUGAGAAUACCAACUCAAACUGCAAACAGGCGGGUAGCAAAUGCUGCUCAGCAGAGAGCAGCUCAACAAUACAGAUUUUGGCAGGACAUUCCAAUUCUGGUGAUGGUUAGCAUGCUUGCGUACUUCUGUUUCUUGGAACAACUCCUGGUUACUGAUUUGCAGUCACGUGCACUGGCAAUUUCGUUGCCUUUCUCGUGUGUGUUAGGCCUCCUUUCUUCAAUGAUAGCAUCAACUAUGGUGUCGAAGAGCUAUCUAUGGGCGUAUGCUUCAUUCCAGUUUGCUAUCGUUAUCCUGUUUGCUCAUAUCUUCUACAAUGUGUUGAAAGUGAAUCCAGUCCUUGCAGUCUUACUCUCCUCAUUCACUGGGUUUGGUAUUGCUAUUAGUACGAACUCUCUACUAGUAGAGUAUUUGAGGUGGAGAGCUAGGAGGAAUCAGCGUUUGGCUCAGCAGGCUGCCAAUGCUGCACAGCACCAAGAAUCUGGAAAUGAUGGUGGAAAUGACAACGAUGACGCUCAGCAAGGGCACGAUCCAAAUUCUGGGAACAAUGCUGUGUGAUGAUUCAGGUUCUUGGUGCAAAAAUCCAGCACCAAAAAAAAGAUUAUGAAAUGGUAUGGGUGUGAACAGCUGUUUUUUUUAUCUGUACAGCAAGUAUAGCUCAUUCAACGCGGCACCAGUCACAAGCUGAAACCUGGAAAAACAUAUCUUCAUAUGCCACGUGGAGGGCGCUCACGGAUAUCAUUAUACAUCACGCAGAGAUGAAGCAAAACACGAUAUGUUUGUGUAUUAGUCCGGUAGUUUGACUUCAAAUGUAUCUGUUAUUCAUUUUAAGCUUAAUAGAUCUAAUGCAUUAUAGAAGUACUUCGGUAAGUGUGUGCAGCUUAUAGUUGUGAGUUGCGAGUAUAGCCCCAUAUAGAUAUACAUCAAUGAAAUGUACCUUUCCAGUAUAUUGAGGUUUGCUAGCCGGCACGGAACGGAAGAAAUCCUCAGAUUGAAUUGUGAUACAAUUGUCUCAACUGAGAACUACAGAAUUGUAUGCAAUGCGAGCGAUUGAAAUA